GUAAUAAAGAACAGAACACUCCAGUCUCAUCUCUUCUGUCCCUCUAUCUCUGUCUCCCUCUCCAAGAACUCUCACGAAUCCCAAAAUUUCUCACCGGUUCCGUUUAAUUAGACUCCUGCAAUGCCUGAUGCUGAGAUGUAGCUUGAAAUUGUCUAAUUUGAUCAAUUUUCGCCGAUUUCUCCCCUUUUGUGGGUUGCAUGUGUUCCAGAUUGGGAAGGGUGAGGCAGUGAAGGAAUGCUGGCAGCCGUGGAUCGCCGGAUGAGCGGUGGAUGCCAGCAGAGUUGCGGGGAGAGCAGCGAGGAGGAGCUCUCGGUGCUGCCGAGGCACACCAAGGUGGUUGUCACGGGCAAUAACCGGACAAAAUCGGUUCUAGUCGGGCUCCACGGUGUCGUCAAGAAAGCCGUCGGCCUCGGCGGCUGGCAUUGGCUGGUUUUAACUAAUGGAAUAGAGGUGAAGCUACAAAGAAACGCUCUUAGCGUUAUUGAAGCGCCAACUGGCCAAGAAGAUGAUGAUGACGAAUUUAACAACAUGAAGUGGAAUGACUCAGAUAUUACAAGUGAUUCUAUACAGCUGCAAACACCGCAGAAAUUGAGGAAUAAGAACCAUAAAGGAUUUUCCAACAAAUUGUUAAGCCAGUCUCAUUUUUCUGAUUCACAUUCUAAGGGAUCUGUGUUGUCCACAAGCUGCACCACAAAAGUCGAUCUGAGCAAACUAGAAACAACAGCACUAUGGCGAUACUCAAAACAUUUUAAUCUUGUGGGUGGGAUUCCAAACCCCUCCAAAGAGCAGCUAAUUGAAAUAGUUCAAAGGCAUUUCAUGUCACAGCAAUUGGAUGAGUUGCAGGUAAUUGUAGGCUUUGUGCAGGCUGCAAAGAGGCUGAAGUCUGUGAGUGACUGAUCCCGACUCCGGGAGUUAUUCAAGCUAACAGAGUUUUCAAAGUUUGUGUCAUUACAUUUUAUUGCCUUUGAACCCCAAAGCUGGAUUGUAAGAUUUCGGAACAAAUUGGGUUAUUAGGUGCUAGAGCUAGUAGUCUAUUGUUGAUAUUACUGUUAAAAGACAGAUGUUUGUGGUCAGACAAUGGGCACCACUUUAACAUAUUUUAAAGUACAGUUAGCAAAA
Messenger RNA from Zingiber officinale, 1119 nucleotides. RefSeq lists its product as uncharacterized. Gene Ontology annotation, molecular function: protein binding; transcription coregulator activity. NCBI's taxonomy places the organism in Eukaryota, Viridiplantae, Streptophyta, Magnoliopsida, Zingiberales, Zingiberaceae. The record is from RefSeq and is a predicted model, not a curated record. Gene Ontology annotation, cellular component: histone deacetylase complex. The transcript has 6 exons. The coding region runs from base 235 to 897 and encodes 220 amino acids. Gene Ontology annotation, biological process: regulation of DNA-templated transcription.